Messenger RNA from Bursaphelenchus xylophilus (pine wood nematode), 3324 nucleotides. The record is from the annotation of a GenBank genome assembly. NCBI's taxonomy places the organism in Eukaryota, Metazoa, Nematoda, Chromadorea, Rhabditida, Aphelenchoididae.
AUGAACCUCGACAGUGUGUUUGGCGAGGAAAACCAAGAAAACAACACUGAUGAGCUGAUCAACCGGAUGUUUAACUCGGGUAAGUCAUUAGGAUUUUAUUUUAUUCAUUUUUGAAAGGUUUCUUGAAUUUUUUUGACCUGAUGUCUAGUGUAAUAUAAAUUGAUGUCUGGAAAUGUCAUUUUUUCCAUGAUGAUUGUUUGGAUAGGUAGAACAUGACCCGAAUGAGCUAUUUUUUAAUGUCUUAAAUUUUCAUAAGCAUUCAUUUUCGAUUUAUCGUCGAAUUUAUAUUAUUUAUGACCUAUUUUUGAUUUUGCAGCAAAUUUCCCCGCCGCCUUUGGGACGGUCUGGCCAGAGUCCCAGAAACGCAAAGCUGAUGUCCUCGACGUCUCAGAGUCGGCCGAAACCGCGACUUCCAGUGAUGCGCCGCCGGUAAAACGGCCAAGAAAGCCGAUCAAAGCGCCUCGCGAACAAUCGCACGAUCCCAGAGCCGCGGAAUUCAGUCACCCUGAGGAUGGGAUCUACAUGAAUGCCGAGUUCAAGACGUGGGACGCGUUCAACGAAAAAUUCCGGAACUGGAUGGCCAAACACAAUCAGCCCUUUCGAAUUUCGUCCAGCGACAAAUUCAGUAAUGGAGAUGGGUCUUGGAACGAGGAAAUCGGCUACCGAUCCAUUGUUUAUCACUGCCCAAGAUAUGGAGAGGUCAGAGUACGAGGUAAGCAAGAAUUUUUUGGUGGAUUACUGUAAUUUGGAAACAUUUUUUUGAUAAAAAAUUGGAGUUAAAAAUUUUAAAAUUUUUUGAAAAAAUGUCAUGGGUAAUAUUGAAAAAAUUGAAAUUUUUCGUAUCUUAGAAUCUGUAAAAUCCUUGAAAUUGACAUUUUUAGAUGUCCUAAGGAAGCUAGUUCAUUUUGGCAACCAAAAAAAUAUUUUUUUUAGCAUUAAUUUUCUUUUAUGAUCAAAAAAUCGCGAAAAAAUUGAGAGAUUCAAAAAAAAAUCAAAGUUUUCGUAUUUCAAAAAUCUCAAAUUUAAAGAACAUGGAAUUUCCGGGCGCUCUGAUGGCCCUAUUCUACUUUGAAAUCAAAAAUUUUGCCAUUUGCCAACUCCAAUAUUACAGGGUGGUUCAGCCAUAGGUUUCAUCCUUAUUUCAAGUAUUUCUUCGCUAAAAACCUCAAAUAUUACGGGCUUAAGUUCACGAAGGCCGCCGUACUGAUAAAAGUUUCAUUUACCCAAAGACUCGAACCUUGAAACUGUCAAACGUCAGUACGGGGGCCUUCUUGAACUUGGUCCGGUAAUAUUUGGUGGAGAAAAAGUGGGGUGUCUCAGCAUCAAUUUGAUAUAAAUUUUAUAGAAAUUGGUGCAUUAUUGGCGGAGAAAUACUUGAAAUAAGUUUGGAAGCUCCGGCUGAACCACCCUGAAAUAUUGGAGGUAGCAAAUGGUAAAAUUUUUGAUUUCAAAGUAGAAUAGGACCAUCAAAGCGCUUGGAAAUUCCAUGUUCUUUAAAUUUGAGAUUUUUGAAAUACGAAAACUUUGAUUUUUUUUGAAUUUCUCAAUUUUUUCGCGAUUUUUUGAUGAUAAAAGAAAAUUAGUGCUAAAAAAGUAUUUUUUUGGUUGUCAAAAUAAACUAGCUUCCUGAGGGGAUCUAAAAAUGUCAUUUUCAAGCAUUUUACAGAUUCUAAAAUACGAAAAAUUUCAAUUUUUUCAAAAUUACCCAUGACAUUUUUUUCAGGCGAAGGAAAACGCUCGAAACAACAAUAUCUCCCCUGCCACUGCACCGCAACUAUUCGUCUGAACUACCAUAGUGCCACACAAGUCCUCAGGAUCACGACGUUCCGCCCCCUGCACAACCAUGAGCUGAGUUAUGAAGAGUACACCAAGCUGACGAAUAAACGCAAGUCCACGGUUGGGCCCGCCUCUCCGUUGACGGUGCAGGCGAGUUCGGCGAGUACGAGCGGAGUCAGCUCGAAUGGGACGAGUCCGGCGGGGACGGUCAGCCCAAUUCAAGUUAGUCCGACGGAAAUUUCGAGUCCCAAAAGUGGCCUGGACAUUGGAUUGGCUGGAUUGCCAGGCUUGACUGCUCAAACUAAAGAAAUUUUGGCCAUGGCGAGCCAGCAGAAGGAAUUUUCGCCGGUUUCUGGCCAGAUUAAGGACACCGAUGGUCCAAAGAUUGCUACUCCGGCCAAAAAUUUGGCUCAAUCUGGCCAAAAAAUCAGCCCAAGCCCUUCCAAGCCAAGCCCAUCAAGUUUGUCGCCAGUCCAGGCUCCUCAACAGCUCCCGCCGCAAUUAUUGCCUGAGGGAAAAUUGGUCAAAAAAGAUGAGAACUCGAAUAUUUACACUCUUCAAGACCAGAAAAUCGCUGCUGAUGUUGCGAAUCAAUGGAUUCAAGCGGCUUUAGCCAUAAAAAUGGAGAAUAAACAGGUAAAUUAUAUUAUUUUAGGUGAUUUUAGGUAGAAAUUCUAGAAAUUUUAUAUUGAUUUAGAUAUAAUCUGAAAGACUGAUGUGUAGAGUAGCUAUAAAUUUUAUUUUCAGCCCGCUCCAGAGCCAGUCCAGCCAGCAGAGAGCCAAAAUUUCCAGUCAGCCCUUGUUCAAUUGCUCCUGAAUGAUCCAAAUCAGCUGAGACAGCUGCUAGAAGCCGAAAAUCAACGGCGCUUGGAGCAGAAACGACGAGAAGAAGAGCUGGCUAGACUGCGAACCCCAAAUCUAGCCAAUCUUCUUCAACUGGCCGGCUUUUUGAAGCAAAAUCCGCAAGGAAGUUCGAAUAUUCCAAGUCAAGAUGAAAUUUUGAGAAAAUUGAUGGAAAAUUGCGCUCAAAAUGGAAAUUUGGGAGUUUCGAGUGAAGAGGAAGAGAGUAGAAGCAAUGCGGAGUACGGGCUAUCCACCGGGCUGAGCCAAUCGACCGCUGGAAUCAACCUAAAAUCAGGUCAAAGUCAAGGCCAACAAACUGCUCCGGCUCGAAAUCAAAUCAUCCACCCAACUCAGAAUCAACCUCAAAUAGCGCAGUCAGCUUUCAAACAACUUUUGUCAGCUCAACAGCCCCCAGCAACAUCGAUUUCCGGCAUCUCCAGCCUAAAUCAGCCAAUUUACCCGUCAAAUUUUGGAUUUUCACCGCAAAUUCCGUUGAAUUCUCAAAAUUCAACCACGAACUCAACGCAAUCGGCCUCGGAACUGGCCUCAACGUGGAUGAAGAUGUAUUCUCAACAAAUUCAAAGUCAAACCAAUGGGAUUGGACAUCAGAAUUUGAAGACUAAUCAAGGAGAAGAUCAAGAAGGCGCCAGGCAAUUGUUGAAUUUAUUGCAGGCUCUACAGCCCCAGAAUGGAGUCAGCCAGUAG